Messenger RNA from Synchiropus splendidus (mandarinfish), 3884 nucleotides. RefSeq names its product spermatogenesis associated 2 (gene spata2). Gene Ontology annotation, cellular component: cytoplasm. Lineage: Eukaryota; Metazoa; Chordata; Actinopteri; Syngnathiformes; Callionymidae. Gene Ontology annotation, biological process: protein K63-linked deubiquitination; regulation of necroptotic process; protein linear deubiquitination. The record is from RefSeq and is a predicted model, not a curated record. The coding region runs from base 506 to 2191 and encodes 561 amino acids. The transcript has 3 exons.
CACUCUUUUGCACACACAUAUUCUCAUGGUUCGCCGUGGUCAUCCAUCAAAGCAGCGAUUGUUGUUUCCCCCCACAACAUCUCAUACACACAGCCAGGUAAAUGAAAGCAUCCUCCUCUCCUGGUAAUGGCUGACCAUGGAAUCUGCACGCUGUGAACAAGAAAUGGAUUACACACAAUGCUGCUGCAACCGAGCAUGAAGAAAAUGAUCCUCGUCAUCAAGUCUUUCACCACAUUUGACCAUUUGUCUGGAAAACAAGCCAGCCGUUUAGCCAAUGUCAGAGAUGCCUGUUAAACGACACCCAAAAGGACUACUGAAAGCGAAAAAAGCUGUGUCUCUUUAAGUGAAGAUGCGCUGCUGACUGUACAAUACAUUGCAAGUGAGUUGGAUGAAUAAUGUUGGCUGAAAAUGGGGCUUGAACGCGGCACCCCCGUGCAAAGAAUGCGAAAACGGGUGGUGCUCUUUCACACAAGUAUCAAAGCUGACCAACAGUCGGUGGCAGACGAUGGAUGCUAAAUUAAAAGAGGACUUGUUCAGGAGGUAUGUGGGCUCACUGGAAAAACGCCUUGAAGGUGGCGGAAACAAUCAGCAAGGGGAAAGAGGAAGACACAAGGACAGCGAGGCACUGCUCUCUACGGCCACAGCUCUGCUGGGAGCUUAUCAACCUGAUCCUGGCCAGCGGUUUAGAAUGGUGCGUUUUUAUGAAGUGGUGGACAGCUCGCUCCGCUGCCAGAGGGGAGGAAAUCUGAGGAACCUGGAGAGGGCUUUUCGCACCCUAGAGACCAUCUGCACGAACCUCUUGCUGUUCCCCUGGAAGAAAGAGUUCAGGUGUAUUAAGACCUUUACUGGACCGUAUGUCUACCAUCUGCAGUCUGCGAUUUCUGAUGCUGAACUCCGAACUCUGUUGCGCACCAUUGGCUACUGUGACCACGACUCGCAGUUCUACUUACAAGAGAGCCCGGGAGGCUUAAAUCAUCUCCGCCAGUUGGCUUUCGAGCUCUUUCUGGCCCAGGCAGAGUGCCGUCUUCUGGGUGAGGUGGUGGCCUUGGCUCGUGGUUCGGCCUCUGAGCUGGAGGCGUUGGAGCUCCGCAGGGGCUGCAGAGAUGAUGCAGCCGGUUGUGCCGAGGCGCUCAGAAGACGCGACAGCCUGGGAGCAGAUAUGGCUCGCUUGUCCGUGCAACCGCUGGAUAUCGAAAGGCCUCAUGCACAUCACUUAAGACGUGGGAGUCGACCGUCGAAAUCUGUGGACGUUACAGACGGAGCCGGUCACUGGCAUCCAGCCAUCAGCAAGCCAAUUCUGAAGGCUUCAUUGAGUCUGAGAAAGGAGCCUCUCUUUGUCGAUGCUGAGGAGGAUAUGAAGGAUGAAAUCAUCCGGCCCUGCACAUCAGCUUCGCUCUUCUCAGUUGCAGCACCGCCGUCCUACAGCCCUGUGGCUGAUUUCUUCCCAAUCCAGUCCCCUCUGCCUGCUGAUACGUACACAUCCUAUCACUUGUCAUCUCUGGAUGAGAUUGACUUGUACACAGAGAGAGGUGGAACUGGGACUAGUGGAAGGCAGACCCCUUCACGGCCUCCAUCAAGGGAGCCCCGAGAUGCAAGAGAUGGCUGGGUGCUCAAAGCCCAUGGCAGCGUGAGUUGCCAAGGUUGUGGGGUUGGCUGCUCAUCGGUGGCGUCCUGCCAACGUUGUGACGUCGUCCUCUGUCCCUCCUGUCACGAUGGUGACCCUGCACCUUGUUGUAGCUUUCAGGACUAUCAUGCCAAAUCCCCACGAACUCUUGACGGUUACAUACCUGUCAAGGAAAAGCUGUCAGUCUACUCCAACGCGCACUCACACGCCCACCACCACCCUCACCCCCUCACUCUAACGCACUCACACACUCAUCCUCACCCUCACCCUCAGAUGGUGGAGAAACCCAUGUUGUCAACCAAGCUGUUCCCAAGUAAGUCAGUUGCACUGACAACACCUAAGGGAGGAGGCAGCGAACGUUUGAGCAUGGGAGGCUCUCGCUGCGGCUUCUGCAACAAGCCAGGUGCCUCACACACCUGCGUGAACUGUUCUAAGGUGUCGUGUGACUCUUGCAUGGGUUUGUACGCCAAGGAUAUGUGCACUAGGAAGAACCCCCAGCACAGUUUUGUCCCCAACCAUCAGCUCAACUUCAAAUCCGGCACCAUAUCUCACCUUGUGUACCGGUGAAACGUACACUUUUAUUUGUCCAUCCCAACCUCGUGUCUUGCUCUUCGACUUGAGAACAAUUUCUCGGGUCAAUUCAUAACAACCUGCUUGUAUAUUUUCUAAUCGUCUCUUGUGCCCCGGAACACACUACAGAGAGCCUUAUCAUUGCCUAACUCUCUGCCUUGUACAAUUUGAUUUGUCUGUUCUUCCUUUUGCCUUGCUUCUUGCUAUUAAGUAGUCACGUGAUGUUGUAGCGCUCCUCAAAAUCUGUCCUUGUUCAAAGGGAAACAACAUAUAGUUAAUUCUCAUUAAUAAAUGGAAACACCUUAUAUUUGCCAAAUCAAAGUCAGAAUUCCUUGAACAUAUAUAAAUAUAUACAUAGCUGAAUAUAUAUAUAUAUAUAUAUAUAUAUAUAUAUAUAUAUAUAUAAAAUCUGUGUGUGUGCGUGUGUGGGAAGAUCUCCUGACUUCUGAGAUCUUCAUAAAUUUGAAAAAAAGUAAAUGUACACUGGAAGUUGAUAGUAUAUAUUUUUAAUCUUUAGAACAAUGUGAGACUGUUAUGAGGUCAAGCGAGUAGAUUUUGUGGUGAUAAAAGGCCGAGGGAGUUCUGGAUGAUAUCUGGAUGAUAAUCAAAUGUAUCUAGAGAGUUCCAUUGAUCAUGUAAAUUUCUGUUUUUAUUGCUGCUGUUAAUGUGCUGUUGACUUGGUGUCCGCCAUUCUCGGAUGAAGCGGGAGGAUGCCCUUCUUUGAGCUGACUAGUUUCAGAAAAAAGUCUGACAUGGUUUCUGUCUACCUCAUGAAGCUUCUGCCAGUUCGACAUUGACAAAAACUGAAAGUUGUCAGAAGCCUUGUUUGAUUAUCUCUGUUCGACUGAGACGAAGUAUUGGAAUAUUUAAGAAGCUGUUCGCACUGAAGUCUUUCCAUCACGUCGCAAAACAAAAACAAUUUAUUCUUCUGGUUGGUUGUUGAUACUUUAAAAAGUAAAAAAAAACAAGGCUAAAUUUAGAUUAAAGUGGUGCGUUCUUGUGUCAUUCUCAUUUGUUCACAGUAAUUAAUGAUCUCUUUUUGUACGUGCCUUAUAUUCAAAUUUGGAUGAUCUUUCUUGGAAAAAUAAGUUUCUUGUGAAGAAACUGAAAAAGUUCAGUUUCUUAUGUCCUGUUAAACCUGUAGCCCAAAUAUUCAACAUAGUUGGCCCACAAUUUCAAAUUUAUGAAACGUUUUUUUCCCCCAUUCACAAGCACCUGAACGUACCAAAAUUGCUCUUUAAAACAUACAAAACUGAUUUAAUGAUAACUGUUGACUUUUGUUCUCCCAAACCACGAACUUCCUCGUGACCUAUUUACAGCGACUUCACAUUAUCAUACUAUUAUAUUAGGCCCCUGAUAUGUAUAUAAUAUUAAUCAGCAAUUGCCUUACAAUGUGUUUUUCCAGCAGCACUUUUUAUGGCUGCUACUUUGUCAUCAUCAUCAAGAUUCAGUAGUUAAUAGCUCCAUGUUUGGAAGAUAUAAUCAAGUGCUUAAAGUAUUAGUGAACAAGCAGGCGUUGUGUUUAAUCUGAAACUUCUGUUCAUUCCAACAACCAUUAAACCAGCUUGUGUGUGAAAUAGGGAAGCUUUGUCAGCUGAGAUUGCACCAUCAAAAUGUACAGAAUUGACUCGGCUCAAGUGACUUUGGGGGGCUGUGCAAUGGAAGAAAAUAAAUUCUAUUUUGUUUGUGA